CCUCGCGAGAGCUCGGCGCGGCGGAGCGGCCGACAUGGAGCCGAGUGGCGGCCCCGGGCCGGGCCCUGUCCCGGUCCCGGGGAACAACAAGGGCCGCGGUGGGGCGGCCGCGCCCGGGAGGGGCCGCGACCUGGCCCGGCCGCCGCGCAAGGACUCCGAGGGCUAUUCGGAGUCGCCAGACCUGGAGUUUGAAUAUGCAGACACGGAUAAAUGGACAGCAGAGCUGUCAGAGCUGUACAGCUACACAGAGGGGCCAGAGUUCCUGCUCAACCGAAAAUGCUUCGAGGAGGACUUCAGGAUCCACAUGCGGGACAAGAGGUGGCCGGAGCUGGAGCGGACGCAGCACCGCACGCACGCCAUGCGCCUGCUGGACGGGCUGGAGGUGACCGCGCGCGAGAAGCGGCUGCGCGUGGCACGCGCCAUCCUCUACGUGGCACAAGGCACCUUCGGGGAGUGCAGCUCCGAGGCCGAGGUCCAGGCUUGGAUGAGGUACAACAUCUUCCUCCUGCUGGAGGUGGGAACGUUCAACGCCUUGGUGGAGCUGCUCAACAUGGAGAUUGACAACAGCGCAGCCUGUUCCAGUGCCGUGAGGAAACCGGCCAUUUCCCUGGCUGACAGCACCGACCUCAGGGUGCUGCUGAACAUCAUGUACCUGAUUGUGGAGACUGUGCGCCAGGAGGCCGAGGGGGACAAGCCUGAGUGGAAGAGCAUGAGGCAAACCUUCCGAGCAGAGCUGGGAGCCCCUCUGUACAACAAUGAGCCCUUCUCUGUCAUGCUCUUUGGGAUGGUGACCAAAUUCUGCAGCGGCCAUGCUCCACACUUCCCCAUGAAGAAAGUGCUGCUUCUGCUCUGGAAGACUGUGCUGUGCACCCUGGGAGGGUUUGAGGAGCUGCAGAGCAUGAAGGCAGAGAAGAGGGAGAUGCUGGGCCUGCCCCCCCUGCCCGAGGACAGCAUCCAGGUGAUCCGCAACAUGCGCGCGGCCUCCCCGCCCGCCUCCGCCUCCGACCUCAUCGAGCAGCAGCAGAAGCGCGGCCGGAGGGAGCACAAGGCCCUCAUUAAGCAGGAUAACCUCGAUGCCUUCAACGAGCGGGAUCCGUACAAAGCUGAUGACUCCCGCGAGGAAGAAGAAGAAAAUGAUGAUGACAACAGCCUGGAGGGAGAGACCUUCCCCCUGGAACGGGAUGAAGUGAUGCCCCCCCCUACCCAGCACCCCCCCAGCGACCGCAUCACCUGCCCCAAAGGGCUGCCCUGGGCCCCCAAGGUCCGGGAGAAGGACAUUGAGAUGUUCCUGGAAUCCAGCCGCAGCAAAUUCAUCGGCUACACGCUGGGCAGUGACACCAACACCGUGGUGGGCUUGCCCAGGCCCAUCCAUGAGAGCAUCCGCACCCUGAAGCUGCACAAGUACACGUCCAUUGCUGAGGUGCAGGUGCACAUGGAAGAGGAGUUCCUGCGCUCCCCGCUCUCCGGAGGGGAAGAGGAAGUGGAGCAAGUCCCUGCAGAGAUCCUGUACCAGGGCCUGCUGCCCAGCCUGCCCCAGUACAUGAUUGCUCUGCUGAAGAUCCUCCUGGCUGCAGCCCCCACCUCCAAAGCCAAGACAGACUCCAUCAACAUCCUGGCAGAUGUGCUGCCCGAGGAGAUGCCGACCACUGUGCUGCAGAGCAUGAAGCUGGGCGUGGAUGUCAAUCGGCACAAGGAGAUCAUUGUCAAGGCCAUCUCUGCUGUGCUGCUGCUCCUGCUCAAACACUUCAAGCUCAACCACAUCUACCAGUUUGAGUACAUGGCCCAGCACCUGGUCUUUGCCAACUGCAUCCCGCUCAUCCUCAAGUUCUUCAACCAGAACAUCAUGUCCUACAUCACUGCCAAGAACAGCAUCUCUGUGCUGGACUACCCCUACUGUGUUGUGCAUGAGCUGCCAGAGCUGACGGCAGAGAGCCUGGAGGCUGGAGACAACAACCAGUUCUGCUGGCGGAACCUCUUCUCCUGCAUAAACCUCCUGCGCAUCCUGAACAAGCUGACCAAGUGGAAGCAUUCCCGCACCAUGAUGCUGGUGGUGUUCAAGUCGGCGCCGAUCCUGAAGCGGGCUCUGAAGGUGAAGCAGGCCAUGAUGCAGCUCUACGUGCUGAAGCUGCUCAAGGUGCAGACCAAGUACCUGGGCAGGCAGUGGAGGAAGAGCAACAUGAAAACCAUGUCAGCCAUUUACCAGAAAGUGCGGCACCGCCUCAACGACGACUGGGCCUACGGCAACGACCUGGAUGCCCGUCCCUGGGAUUUCCAGGCAGAGGAGUGUGCCCUGCGUGCCAGCAUCGAGCGCUUCAACUCGCGGCGCUACGACCGUGCCCACGGCAACCCCGACUUCGUGCCCGUGGACAACUGCCUGCAGAGCGUGCUGGGCCAGCGUGUGGAGCUGCCCGAGGAUUUCCAGGUCAACUACGACCUCUGGCUGGAGAGGGAGGUCUUCUCCAGGCCCAUCUCCUGGGAGGAGCUGCUGCAGUGAUGGACACAGGGAGGCAGGGUGGGUUGCUUGGAGAGCUCGAGGCUGACCUGAGGUUUGGGGGGUCUCUGGGUGGCUGUGCUGUCGUGGUGGGCUUGGGGAGAUGAUGGAGC
Passer domesticus (house sparrow) is the source of this 2604-nucleotide messenger RNA. It is a transcript of the gene STRIP1, whose product is annotated as striatin interacting protein 1. NCBI's taxonomy places the organism in Eukaryota, Metazoa, Chordata, Aves, Passeriformes, Passeridae. The transcript is spliced from 21 exons. Gene Ontology annotation, cellular component: cytosol. The record is from RefSeq and is a predicted model, not a curated record. Bases 35 to 2494 code for a protein of 819 amino acids. Gene Ontology annotation, biological process: cytoskeleton organization.